AAUGUGGAGAGUUUCUUGUUAUUUCUCUGAUUAUUACAAAUCGUAUUGAGCUAGAGGUGUGUUUAUUACGAUUGCUCUCCUCAUCAUUCACACCCCAUUUGAGUUUCACAUCGGUCAUCAAUGGAAGCCCUUGCUGAGAAUGUCAUUCGGCUACUGGGCUCUUUAGCUGCUAAAGAGCUUGACCUUCUUUGCAACUUCCAAGAUGAUUUGGAGACCAUGAAGAGGAAAGUCACUGGAAUUAAAGCCGUGCUUCGUGACGCUGAGAGAAAGGCCACGAAAAGUGAAGCGAUCAAUGAUUGGCUACAAAAGCUGAGAGGUAUGUUGCUUGAUGCCGAAGACUUGUUGGAUGCCUACUCUGCUGAGGAGCGAGCAAGGGAAGUGAUGACCAAAGAUAGAAUGGCGAAGGAGGUAUGCAUAUUCUUCUCCAAAUCAAACCGACUUGUUUGUGCUCAUAAGAUGGGUUGUAAGAUUGGGGCAAUUAGGAAGAAACUAGACGAGAUUUAUGAUGAGAAGAAUCCACUUCAAUUGCAUGAGAGCUCUUCGAGCACUUUGAAUGAGUCUUGUGAAUGGAGACGAACCGGCCCAGAUGUGAGCGAACAAGAUGUUGUCGGGAGAGACGAGGAAAGAAUGCAUCUUGUUAGUACCCUGUUAAGCUCUGAUGUUAAAAAUGAUGUCUCAGUGAUUCCCAUAGUUGGGAUCGGAGGAUUGGGGAAGACGACACUUGCUCAACAAGUGUAUAAUGAUGUGGCUGAUAAAAAUCAUUUUGAGCCUAUGAUGUGGGUUUGCGUGUCUGAUGAAUCCCAUCAACUUUCCAAUAACACGUUCGCUCAAAAGAUCAUUAAGAAGGAAACAUCUGAUGGUGCCCUCGAACUAUUAAGACAUAAAAUUAAGGAGAAACGUUUUCUACUCGUGUUAGAUGAUGUUUGGAAUAUUAAGAAUCGUGGGGAAUGGCUUAAAUUAGAAAACUUGUUCAAAGAUGGAAGAAAAGGAAGUAUGAUCAUUGUCACUACACGGAGUACGGAAGUGGCGGACACAAUGGGCACAAAUCCACCUCUUUCCUUAAAGGAUUUGGAUGAAGAUAAGUCCUGGGAGCUAUUUUGUAGAGUGGCUUUUCGAGACGGAAAAGAACCUGCUGAUCACAAGUUGGUAAGGAUUGGAAAGGAUAUCGUGAGAAAAUGUCAUGGAGUUCCGCUUGCAAUAAGAACCAUUGCCAGCUUAUUGUUUAACAAAGCUACCUUAAAAGUGAGUGAGUGGUCAUCUUUUAGGGACAGUGAACUUGCAAAUAUAGAUUAUGAGAAUAAUAAUAUUUUUUCUAUCCUUAAACUUAGUUAUGAUCAUCUUCCCUUCUAUUUGAAAAAUUGUUUUGCAUUUUGCUCUUUGUUCCCAAAAGAUUACGAGAUUGAGAGAGAAACACUAAUUCAACUAUGGAUAGCUGAGGGGUUCAUUCAACCCUUGGAUAAAAAUAGGCGCUUGGAAGAUGUUGGUGAUGAGUAUUUCAAGCAGUUGUUGUCGAGGUGCUUGUUUCAAGAUGCGAAGGAAAAUAAUUCUGGUGACAUAUGGUCGUGCAAGAUGCAUGAUCUCAUACAUGAUCUAGCACAAUCAGUCUCUAAAAAUGAGUGUUACAUUGUCACAAGUGAAAAAAUAGAAGAAGAGAAAUUUGGUGAUGGGAUUCGUCAUAUGUCAAGUCAUUUUCAUGGUGCCUGCAAGUUUUCACUUGGUAAUGCUAACACCAAAAGAAUGAGAACAAUUUUGUUCCUACAAGGACAUUUGGAUUUUAUCUUGAGUCAGUCUUCGGUAAGAGUUUUCAAUCUAAUUUGCGGGCCUACAACAUCACUUCCAAAGCACUUACGUGUAUUGGUUCUUGUAGAUCAAGAGUUGAAAAUUUCAGAGAGUAUCGGAGACUUGAAGCAUUUAAGAUAUCUUGAUUUAAGUAGGAAUCGUAAACUCAAGAAGCUCCCACAAGGAAUCACCAAGUUGUAUAACUUGUUGAUCCUAAAACUUAAUAGUUGUUCAUCUUUGGCAUCACUUCCAAAGUCCAUUAAAAAUCUCACAUCAUUACAAUCUCUUGACCUCUCAGGCUGUAUUUCUUUGGCAUCACUUCCAGAGUCUAUCAGAUAUCUCACAUCAUUGCAAUCUCUUAAUGUCUCUCGCUGCAUUUCUUUGGCAUCACUUCCAGAGUCCAUCAGAAAUUUCACAUCAUUGCAGUCUUUUGACCUCUUUGGCUGCACUUCUUUGGCAUCACUUCCAUCCAGCUGCACUUCUUUAGCAUCACUUCCAGAGUCCAUCAGAAAUCUCACAUCAUUGCAGUCUCUUGACCUCUCUGACUGUACUUCUUUAGCAUCACUUUCAGAGUCCAUCGGAAAUCUCACAUCAUUGCAGUCUCUUUACCUCUUUCGCUGCACUUCUUUGGCAUCACUUCCGGAGUCCAUCGGAAAU
Molecule: messenger RNA, 2436 nt
Organism: Neltuma alba
Lineage: Eukaryota; Viridiplantae; Streptophyta; Magnoliopsida; Fabales; Fabaceae
Product: putative disease resistance protein RGA1
Exons: 2
Molecular function (GO): ADP binding
Source: RefSeq, a predicted model, not a curated record